AUGAAGCAGAAGUUCGAGAUGAGUUCCAUGGGUGAGAUGAAGUUUUUCCUCGGCCUGCAGGUCGAUCAACUUCCAGAGGGGAUCUUCAUACAUCAGACAAAGUACGUUCAUGAUGUCCUAGAGAAAUUCAGUAUGUCAGGGACCGCUCCUAUGUCCACCCCAUUGGCGACCAACCACAGUAUUAAUCCUGAUCUCACGGGAGAGAAGGUCGACGAAACAUUAUACCGCUUGAUGAUUGGUUCGCUUAUGUAUCUCACUGCAUCUCGACCCGAUAUAAUGUACCCCACCUGCCUCACGGCCCGUUAUCAGUCAAGUCCAAGAGCCUCACAUAUGGUCAUUGUCAAGGAGAUUCUACCCCACCUGAAAGGAACUCCAAGCUUGGGGUUGUGGUAUCCAAAAGAUGGGAUGAAGCUUUUAUCGUCAGGGGGAGAUGUUAUUGGCGUUGAUGAGGAAUCCAAAGCAGAGGACGUUGGGAAGCAAUCUACUCUGCUUAAACCUGAUGGAGAGUGUGAAACACGGGUGCUAAACAAACGGAAGGGUUCGGAUGCGUUUCAGGUUGAAUUGGUGAUUGGAACUCAAGAAGUAUCAAAGACUGCAGUUCAUGGACCUUUCAAUCAUUAUUGGAAAGUGAAAUGCGGUUUGGAUGGCCAAGAAUUAUGA
Helianthus annuus (common sunflower) is the source of this 660-nucleotide messenger RNA. RefSeq lists its product as uncharacterized. The transcript has 4 exons. Lineage: Eukaryota; Viridiplantae; Streptophyta; Magnoliopsida; Asterales; Asteraceae. Bases 1 to 660 code for a protein of 219 amino acids. The record is from RefSeq and is a predicted model, not a curated record.